AUGGCGCUCCCAAGGUUCAAGGCCGCUGCAUGCCAUCUCGCAUCUGUCUUCGGCUCAGCCAGACAGACCACCGAUAAGACCAUCGGAUUUAUGAGGAAAGCUGCCCAGAAUUCAGCCCAACUCGUGGUCUUUCCCGAGUCAUCCAUCCCCGGCUUUCCUUACUGGUCGUCAAUAAUCGCGCCCGCCACGGGUCAUGACUUCUUUCGUUACAUGGCCGAGGAGUCGGUUUAUGUUGAUGGGGAGGAGAUCAAGGCCAUACAGCAGGCUGCUCUGCAGUCGCGCAUUGUGAUCAGUCUAGGAUUUUCAGAGAAGGUUCGAUAUAGCUCUGCAACCUUGUUCAACUCGAAUCUGAUCAUUGGAGAUGACGGCCAAAUCCUGGUCCAUCAUCGCAAGUUGAUGCCCACCUUCUUUGAAAAGCUGACCUGGUCUCCUGGCGAUGGCCAUGGUCUCCGAGUUGCUGAUACCCGUCUGGGAAAGAUUGGGGCUCUAAUAUGUGGUGAAAACACCAAUCCUUUAGCCAGAUAUGCUCUGAUGGCACAAGGGGAGCAGGUGCAUAUUUCGAGCUGGCCAGCCAUCUGGCCAACAAGACUACCUUUGGACGGAGAGCCUACGCCAGCGACCGGCAAUUAUGACAAUGUGAAUGCUAACACGAUCCGCGCGGCGGCACAUUGCUUUGAAGCCAAAUGUUUUGGUAUCCAGAGUGCCGGAGUGCUUGACCAUGCGAGCAUUCAGGGCAUUGCACAGAUGACAUCUGAUCCCAGAAGGACAACGAAGAUUCUCUCUACCUAUCCGCAGGCCACAACCCAAUUUCUUGACCCAAAUGGCCACUUAAUCAAAUCACGCAUAGUGUGGCCGUCCAGCGAUGUCCAGGACGAAGGUCUAUGCUUGCAAAACGAAGAAGGAGUCCUGAUAGCGGACAUCGACUUGAACAAAUGUGUCGAGGGAAAACAAUAUCACGAUGUGGUAGGUGGAUACCAGAGACUCGAUGUGUUCAACUUGCAAGUCAACCGCAAUCGACACGAGCCAGUUGUCUUUGCCAGUGGUAAGAAGACGGAACAUGACCCACCGGAAACUGCUUCUUGCAGUGGUAGUAAGUCGACAAAGGAUUCCGGUGGGAUUGCACGAUGA
This is a messenger RNA of Exophiala spinifera, 1128 nucleotides long. RefSeq lists its product as uncharacterized. NCBI's taxonomy places the organism in Eukaryota, Fungi, Ascomycota, Eurotiomycetes, Chaetothyriales, Herpotrichiellaceae. Gene Ontology annotation, molecular function: catalytic activity. Bases 1 to 1128 code for a protein of 375 amino acids. The transcript has a single exon. The record is from RefSeq and is a predicted model, not a curated record.